GCGAGGCGCCGCCGUCCAAUCGCGAUCCGGAGGGCGGGUUAGGAAGCGCUGAGGCGGCUUCGGGAUCCUGCCUGCGUUUUGUGAGGGAAGCGGGUUGAGGCGGAGAAGAAGUGGAAGGAGCGGCCGAAGCCCGUGAGGGAAGCAUUGUCACUGAGGAUCUGAUCAGUCACCUUCACUCAGAGUUCUGUACUGCUCUUUUUAGUCAGCUUGUCUCAGUUCCUUGAACAGCAGGGCGAUGGCUGCCGUGGUGGAACAGGAAAGUGAAACCCAACUGUGCAACAAUUGCAAAAAAGACAUUCCUGCGGCAAACUUCACCAUCCAUGAGAUCCAUUGCAGUCGAAACAUAGGGGUAUGUCAUAUCUGCAAGGAGUCUUUCCCAAAAUCGGAAAUGAGGAGCCACCAGGAGCUGGAGCACACGCAGGUUGUCUGUAAGUGCAGCAUGAAGAUGGACAGUGGUCUUUUGGAGGAGCAUGUGGCUGCAGAGUGUCCCUUGCGCCCCGUGGCCUGCCAGCACUGUGAUAUUGAGCUUGCAUUCAACAAGCUCCAGGACCAUGAGGACUACUGUGGCGCUCGAACUGAGCGAUGUAGCAGGUGCAGCCGCAACAUUCUGCUCAGAGAUCUGAAGGAGCACCCUGAGGACUGCAAGAGGGAGGCUGAGGAAGCAAGAGUCAGCCAAGCCCGGCCCUGCUUGAACUCCGAACCAGUUUUGCAUAGCAUUCAGACAGUCAGGAAUGUCCUCCAUCCAGACAACUCUGCACGAUCCCUGCCAAGGUUGAGCCGGUUUCCUGAAAGUAGGCUUUAUAACUGUCUCUCAGGUGACCAGCUGCCCAGUGAGCGCAACAGAAGGAACAUUGCUCUAUCGCAGCCAGAUCAGAAUCAAGUCUACCUGGAAAAGAUGACAGCCCCCUUGCCUUUCGGUGGAGAGCCAGAUUGCAACCUGGAUUACCUGCUGGCUCUUAGCUUGCAGCAGGAAAACACCUCUCAUGAGCACAGUGGCACACAGAUCCGGAGGGAUCUCUGGAAGAAUAUCUGCCCCGCCAGAGCUAAAGCAGCUGAGGACUUGGAUGACGCAAAUGACCCCGGUAUCUUCUCUCAGGGUUUGCUGGCACCUGCUAAUCAUGCUUUAAACAGGCCCAAAGCUGAAACACUGCUGCCUUGUGAGUUUUGUGAGAAGCUGUUCCCUGAGGAAGAUCUAAUCCUUCAUCAGACUGGCUGCAAUCCUGUCAGCGCUUUGGCAUCCUUCAGCAAGAGAAGCUCUUUUGUCCCUCAGGCUGAGCGUCUUCAGGAUCUCUGGGAACAGCUGCAGAGCAGUCAGUCUGCUGGCAGCAGGGAAACGGUUCCUCUGCAGCAUGACUCCUCCAGCAGCCUCAUGCUCCCUUGCGAAUUCUGUGGUGUCCAGUUGGAAGAAGAGAUCCUCUUCCAUCACCAGGAUCAGUGUGACCUGCGUCCAGCCACUGCCCCCUCAAUAGGAAGUGGCCCAUCACAGCAAGGGACUCUGGCUGUGGAUAACUUGGAGAGAACAAGCUCCCCAGAUCUGCCUAGAAGACGGAUCCGGCAUCAAGGGGAAAUCUCACCUCAGUACCUUGAGGAGUUCAGGCAGCAGAAGCCUCCCCACCCCAUCAGAGGGAAUCCCUCCCGCAACAAUCUGGUGGCUGCCAGACACAUUCAGCAGGCCCCUCCCAACAACACAAGAGACGACAAUCUUGGGCCUUCAGAACGAGGGAAACCCAAGGAGCUGGGUAUUGGUGGUGGUCGUGGAAGAGUGCUGAGUGACCAUGCAGCUGCCCCCCUCCCCAGCAGGCGUUGUCCCUUCACUGUCUCUCCUAGUGGCUAUGUGCCCAGCUUCCCUGUCACAGUUCCAGCUCGGCCCAGCCUGAGAAGAGAAGGUGUCAGGAGUCCUGCUAGCCCUUCCAAUUACAACAACACCAAGAUGAAAUCGUGGCAAGCUGAAUCUGACUACUCGGACAAAGAGCAAUAGGGAAAGGGCCUUCCCAGGGCAAGUGGGUUUGCCCUUGCCUCUGUUCCCUCAUAAGGUCUGGCUGCAGGGGGGUAGGGAGGUGGGUGAUCAUACCACAGCUGCAGGCCAGAGAAGUGGUGGCAGGAACCCUUCUCUCCUGAUUUAGGGCUGCUUUUUUUUUAAAAAAAAUGUGCAAUGUCCUUGUGCUCUGAGGUAAGGGCCAGGGUGUGUGUUUGUGGGGGGAGGGGAUCAGAUUCAAAUGUGUCCUAUAGUCAAAACAACUGAGCUGAGAGUCUUGUAGAAGUUCUGCUUAAAAUGCUCAGCCUUGAGGUGUUGUCCGUGUGCAGUGCAGUUAAUGACACACGGGAUUGUGUGUUUAGACUUGUGGCUGGCCUAGCAGCUACCAGGCAAGGCCUUGUGAGGAAGCCUGGGUUGGUUGGUGCUUUGGCUUAAGCUCAACUUACUGGGCUUCUUAACCUGUUCUUUUGGUGCUCUAACUGCACUUAGCAGUCUAUUUCCCUAGUCAGGACUGUGUAACCAAAUGGGAGGAAGAAGAAGCAUAGGGAAAAGCCAUAACAUUUCAUUGUUCUGCCUCUGUGUUUGUAUAGCCUAUCUUUAAUACCAGAAGUGCCCAGUUUCAUUUCUGUAAAAACAACAAAACCAAGACAGGCUUCUGUUCAUUCUCUUUAUGCUGAUUAUUCUGCUAUACUGGAGACUGUCUCAAAUUUCUUGUAAUAAACUUUGUAUCUCGU
Molecule: messenger RNA, 2709 nt
Organism: Lacerta agilis (Sand lizard)
Lineage: Eukaryota; Metazoa; Chordata; Lepidosauria; Squamata; Lacertidae
Gene: TRAFD1
Product: TRAF-type zinc finger domain containing 1
Exons: 13
Coding region: 236-1978 (580 amino acids)
Source: RefSeq, a predicted model, not a curated record